This is a messenger RNA of Dissoconium aciculare CBS 342.82, 1527 nucleotides long. RefSeq lists its product as uncharacterized. The record is from RefSeq and is a predicted model, not a curated record. The coding region runs from base 1 to 1527 and encodes 508 amino acids. The transcript has a single exon. Lineage: Eukaryota; Fungi; Ascomycota; Dothideomycetes; Mycosphaerellales; Dissoconiaceae.
AUGGACGUGUCUGCCGAUGUCGCAGCAUGGCUCUCUUUUGCAGUUACUGCGAUAGGCCUCGGUGGUCUUAUCUCUCAAGCAAAUGCAAUCAAUGAUAAAAUGGAUCCUUUCCAUGCGAAUCGCUCAGUGGAAUAUCUCGGGAUCUGGUUCCACAAACAGAGGCAAUUUCCCUGGUUUAUAAUCGCUAAACCACCUCCUGUGGGCCCGGUGAUCAAAGGAAGUCUGGCGCAGGGAUUUUGCGGACUAAACGAUCUAUAUUUGACCAGAUUACCGCUCACGAGUAGAUCGGGCAAAGCAGGCUGGGCGACAUUGCUGGCUAUUUUCCAUGUUCGCGAGCCGGAAUUGAACAGGCCGAUCCCUCUAGAGGACGCGGAGAAAGGUCCCGGUUGGACCAUGACGGCGUCGACCCCCUCACGAGUCCUUAACAUUGCCGCCGACGAUAAGGAAUGGUAUUUCCUCGAACAGCAACCACUUGUUCGUCACAAAGCAAACGCGUGCACAGUGAUCUCGAGGACGACUCUCAUGACGAUCAUGUGUCUGACCAACGCCCGAAAAGUCUUUCAAUAUAGCGACGCAGCCGGAUUUCGUGCAGGAUAUGCCUCAUAUAAUGGCCAAUGGUACCUGACCUGGCCGAUUGGGCAGGAUGCCACUGUGCAAUUCGCACCUCAUGACUCGCACUCGCUUGCCACAGAUGUUUACCCAUCGAGCUUCCCUCAACGAGUCGACAAAUGUGUUCAAAUGCUUUCCGGUGUUGUCGUUGCUAAUGAUAGCACAGACCUUGGACAUUUGAAGGUCGCAUUUUGCGGGCGGAAGUCUCCAGGUAUCUAUCAGCUGAGGUAUAUCCGCAACGGAUUUCCAGGUGCACAUGGUAGCCGGCAUUUGUACAACAUGAUGGGUGGCAAAGUAUACGAAGUCGACUUUUUGCUUGCUUCCCAGCUAGGCGGUCCUGCGCAACAGACAUCGCCUACACCCGAUCAGAUCGAGCUGGUGUUGCCGAGCACGGAGAAGAACCUUCCAGUAAGUAUGAUCGUUGGAGAACAGGAGCAACGUGUUCUGUGUCACGCCCUUGAUGUUCUUCCCUGGUCGUCAUUGUCAUGGAGCAUCCACCGUGGCAUGCGAGAUAUUCUAGUCGCCUUUGCCAAACCGGUCAUGGAUGAAUACAGAUCUGCCUUGGCAGAGGCGCUUCGGCGUACGGUUUUGGAAAGGCCUCACCUUCUCGACGCUCGCGGCUGGAACCCGUUGUUCGUCCGACAGAGCAUGGGUGACAUGGCUGCUUCUGCUGUCUUGGCCGGCAACGGAAAUUCUGGCGACCUGGUGCGUGUCGUCUCAGAUAUUGUGCUGGUGCUUACAGAAGGUUGGGAUCGUGCUCGUUUGGAUACGGUCAAGUUUUGGAGAUUACCCGAGGGAAAGAGAAGCUUAGACACAGAUGCUGUGGUUGCGCUGACCAAAGUUUUUGUGUUGGAGUGGAGCAAUGAGUUCGAUUAUCAGCUCUAUCACGAUCUACCUAUCUCGUUGUAUUUCACUUGA